UGUGAAAAGAUUGAACGAUGAAAUCGCUCGCGCUUGCUGUCAUCAGCGCCGCCCUGUAGAGACCCCCUCCAACCCCGCAGGCUCGAGCACAACGACCCCACCCCCUCUCCGAGAGGGACGGAGCGAGAGACAAGAGUCACGGAGAAAAAAGACCUUUUUCGGAUCCCGGCUCUCUUUGCCCUCAAUCCGGGCCUAAUGCUGUAGCAGACAGUGCGGGAGAGAGAGUGAGAGAUACGCACUGAUUGAGUCGGCGAGGGACAGGGCGGACUAGAGAAGAAGGGAUUGUUCAUUCGCCUGGAAACAUGGGAUGUACACUCAGCGCCGAGGAGCGCGCUGCGCUGGACAGAAGCAAGGCCAUCGAGAAAAACCUGAAGGAGGACGGGAUCACCGCGGCCAAGGACGUCAAACUGCUGCUGCUCGGCGGCGGAGAAUCGGGCAAAAGCACAAUCGUCAAACAGAUGAAGAUUAUCCAUGAAGAUGGCUUUUCUGGGGAUGACGUGAAGCAGUAUAAGCCCGUGGUCUACAGCAACACCAUCCAGAGCUUGGCAGCUAUCCUCCGAGCCAUGGACUCACUGGGGAUUGAGUUUGGAGACAAGGAUAGAAAAGCGGAUGCUAAACUGGUGUGUGAUGUGGUUAGUCGUAUGGAGGACACAGAGCCCUACUCUGCAGAGCUUCUGACUGCUAUGAAGCGUGUGUGGGCCGACGCCGGGACCCAGGAGUGCUUCAACCGAGCCCGGGAAUACCAGCUCAACGACUCCGCCCAAUACUAUCUGGACAGUCUAGACCGGAUCGGGGCAGCAGACUACCAGCCCACAGAGCAAGACAUCCUGAGGACCAGAGUGAAGACCACCGGUAUCGUCGAAACCCACUUCACCUUUAAGAACCUACAUUUCAGGCUGUUUGACGUGGGAGGUCAGAGGUCAGAGAGGAAGAAGUGGAUCCACUGCUUUGAAGAUGUGACAGCUAUUAUCUUCUGUGUUGCUCUGAGCGGCUAUGACCAGGUGCUCCAUGAAGAUGAAACAACCAACCGCAUGCAUGAGUCACUCAUGCUAUUUGACUCUAUCUGUAACAACAAGUUUUUCAUCGACACCUCCAUUAUCCUCUUCCUCAACAAGAAGGAUCUGUUUGGUGAGAAGAUCAAGAAGUCGCCGCUGAGUAUCUGUUUUCCUGAAUACACAGGUGCUAAUACUUAUGAUGAUGCUACUGCGUAUAUCCAGGUUCAGUUUGAGAGUAAGAAUCGCUCUCCCAAUAAGGAGAUCUACUGUCACCUGACCUGUGCCACAGACACAGGGAACAUCCAGGUAGUGUUCGACGCUGUCACUGACAUCAUUAUUGCAAACAACCUUAGAGGGUGUGGCUUAUACUGAGGCCUGGCCAAGCACAGAGGUUGCCGUGGAGAGUAUGAGGUGUUAAUAAUAAUAAUUUUGAUGAUACUAAAAACGCAUAAAUAUGUAAAUCUACACGUCCAAAUGGACCCAAAGAGCUGCCGUCAGACACCACACCGGAUUAUUGCCAUGAUUUGUUCCCUUCCUCCUAUUUUGUUAUCAGUAUACAACCCCAGUUUUGUCUUACAAAAUGUGUUUUGAACUGAAUGUUUCAUGUUUUGUUGUUGAUUGGGUCAACAACCGGGAAGGUCGGAGACCGCAGGCACCAGGGUUAUAUUCAGCCAGCCUUUGUUUUGCAAAGCUCAACCUAGAAAUGCAAUGCAAGGAGUGUGCAAUGUACUGUUUCACCACGACAUGGCAUAUUGUCCCAUUCUUUCCAUGACAUUUCUAUCUGCAAGACGGGAGACAUUUAUGUUCACUGAAUAUAACCACUGGUGCUCCUCUUGCAGAGCUGCUCUAUUUCUGUCGGUGAUGAUGAUGAUGUUGGGGAGGUGCUGUGCUAGUGGCUGAGGGUCAUGGCAGGGAUGAAGGAGGCUAUUUUAACUUGCAGAGGGACAAAGCUCCCCUCUUCUUUGGACCCACAUGACUGCUCGAUAUGAGCAGCCUGCAGGCCUGUUCCACUCGUCUUUCUUUCACUGUAACAUAUAAUGGAAGAGAGGCUGGCUCUGCUAAAAGUGGCUGUCCGCUGCCACUGGCCUCCUGUAGUGUGAUGAAAACGCCUAUGAGCCAAUGAUAUCUGGAAAAUGUCAUAUCGGUGCCAACCAUCUGAGAAUGACAGAUAGGGGAUUAAGAUCAGAAAUCACAGCUCACGUUCACAAUACCGAGUAAUAUCAUUUAAGUAACAGAUGUUAACAUUUUAUUAUCAUCGAAUGAUUUAUUUAUUUAAGCCUCAUGCCCUACAUGCUUCCUCCUACCUCCUAAAAUCCCGUGCCACAUAUUUAUUUCCUACCAUGUCAAACUGGGGUAUACCAAUACCUGUCUACAUUUCAGAGGCUAGAAAGCAGCUCUCUAAUGGCAUCUUGUUCUCUGUGUGGUGCUGUUCCCUUCUAUGUGAAUCUGUUUAGAGAUAGAGGACUGCACGAGAAGCAAGAUAUCAUUUGAGGCAUCCUCUGUUCGGGGAGCUUGGGUUAACCCCCGCUUUCCUCCCCCUCCCCCCUCCCGUCCUGAUACGUAAACAGGGAACCAUUAUUCCCAUUUGUCACAUUUCUCUUUUCACGGAGAAAAAGUACAGCUCUCCAUUUACUCACCUGUGCACCUGAAAAAUUCAUCUUCCCAUUCCUGUAUACUCUUUACCUAUCACAUAUCAUUCCUCAUAUCCUAUCUCCAUUUUCACCUUAAAAAACACCGUACUGUAUAUAUAUAUUAUGAUUAUACCAGAUUUUUUUUUUACUGUGAAUGUUUUUGUGCUGCACCCCCCAUCCUAUUCUGUAGUUUAUUGGUUGCUCUCAUGUGGAAUGUUUGUGCUGAGCCAAUCGAAUGUUGUGUUUACAUUAAAGCCACACUUUUCCUAACUA
Molecule: messenger RNA, 2899 nt
Organism: Myripristis murdjan (pinecone soldierfish)
Lineage: Eukaryota; Metazoa; Chordata; Actinopteri; Holocentriformes; Holocentridae
Gene: gnao1b
Product: guanine nucleotide binding protein (G protein), alpha activating activity polypeptide O, b
Exons: 8
Coding region: 303-1367 (354 amino acids)
Biological process (GO): adenylate cyclase-modulating G protein-coupled receptor signaling pathway; G protein-coupled dopamine receptor signaling pathway
Cellular component (GO): cytoplasm; heterotrimeric G-protein complex
Molecular function (GO): G protein-coupled serotonin receptor binding; corticotropin-releasing hormone receptor 1 binding; G-protein beta/gamma-subunit complex binding
Source: RefSeq, a predicted model, not a curated record